Oryza sativa Japonica Group (Japanese rice) is the source of this 1054-nucleotide messenger RNA. RefSeq lists its product as uncharacterized. The record is from RefSeq and is a predicted model, not a curated record. Lineage: Eukaryota; Viridiplantae; Streptophyta; Magnoliopsida; Poales; Poaceae. Gene Ontology annotation, molecular function: S-adenosylmethionine-dependent methyltransferase activity.
ACACAGUGCACACUGCGACGCCAACCACUCGAACUCCCCGACGAGAUAAAGCGCCACGUCCAGCGACGAGCCAGUGAGCCUCCGUUCUCCAGGGCGACGGCAGCAAAUCGCAGCCAUGCUCCGCGCUCCGCCUCAGGCGCCGCGGGCCUCGCGACGGCCGCCUCCGCCGCGGUGCUCCCCUGCCGCAGGCGCGUCGCCGCCGCCGUCGGCCGGCGGCAUCCGGCGGCUGGUGCUGACGCCGGAGGGCCGGGCGAAGCUGGACGCGCGGCCGGACCGCGACUUCUACGCGUUCCCGCGGCUCGUCAAGCACGUGGACGACGGCUUCCUCGCGGCGCUCGCCGACCUCUACCGCGAGCGCCUCCGCCCCGGGUGGGACGUGCUGGACCUCAUGAGCUCCUGGGUCAGCCACCUGCCGCCGGAGCGCGAGCUCCCGCUCCGCCGCGUCGUCGGCCACGGCCUCAACGCCCAGGAGCUCGCCAAGAACCCACGCCUCGACUACUUCUUCGUCAAGGACCUCAACAAGGAGCAGCGGCUCGAGCUCCAGACCUCCAGCCUCGACGCCGUCCUCUGCACCGUCAGCGUCCAGUACCUUCAGUCCCCUGAGAAAGUUUUCGCGGAGAUCUUCCGGGUGCUGAAGCCGGGGGGAGUGUGCAUCGUGAGCUUCAGCAACCGGAUGUUCUACGAGAAGGCGAUCGGGGCGUGGCGGGAGGGCACGGCCUACAGCCGCGUGCAGCUCGUGACGCAGUACUUCCAGUGCGUCGACGGGUUCACGGAGCCGGAGGUGGUGAGGAAGCUGCCCUCCGACGCCGCCGGCGGGAAGCCGGCGUCGCCGCUGGACGCCGUGAUGAGGCUGUUCGGGAUGGCGGGCUCGUCCGACCCGUUUUACGCGGUCAUCUCGUACAGAAACUUCAAGCCCAUGUGAAGUUUUUACAUGUAGGUGCCAGAGCCAACUUACUGCUAAAACUCAUGGAAAUCUUGAGAUGUACAUCUAGUAUUAUAAUUAGGGAUGUACUUCCUCCGUUUCAAAAUAUUUGACACUGUUGACUUUUUAGCA